Exophiala oligosperma is the source of this 2464-nucleotide messenger RNA. RefSeq lists its product as uncharacterized. The record is from RefSeq and is a predicted model, not a curated record. The transcript is spliced from 4 exons. Gene Ontology annotation, biological process: L-valine biosynthetic process. The coding region runs from base 340 to 2235 and encodes 631 amino acids. Lineage: Eukaryota; Fungi; Ascomycota; Eurotiomycetes; Chaetothyriales; Herpotrichiellaceae. Gene Ontology annotation, cellular component: mitochondrion; acetolactate synthase complex. Gene Ontology annotation, molecular function: acetolactate synthase activity; magnesium ion binding; thiamine pyrophosphate binding.
CCCGUCCUGGCUGGCUUUGCUGCAUUGCUAUGAUGGAUCCUCCAUAACAAGAAGGCGGAAUGAUGCGCGCGAUAUGAGGGCCAAACGGCGUAAACGGUAACAAGUGCUCGAAUGUGGUACUGUUGAUCCACCUCCCCUCCGCGUUUCGUUUCGGUAUCAAAUGGCUGAACUUCUUCCCACUUUCCGUUCCCUUUUAAUACAGAGCUCUCACACCUGUUGUUGGACUUACUUCAUUGGCAGGUCACUUCCCUCUAGUUGACACCUACCUCCCUUGUAUCGAGAAACUCAGCAUCAUCCAAACGCUUGUGCAGACACAGAGACCAAGCCAACCUUGCCAUCAUGGGUUCAAUGGCGAAGAAACGCAAGGUGGAUUCCGCGCAACAGGAAUAUACCACUUCUUUCGCUUUCUUCGAGGCCGUUUGGGAGGCUGGUAUCACACAUGUCUUCGUCAACUUGGGCUCCGACCACCCCUCCAUCAUGGAAGCCAUUGUCAAGGGUCAAAACGAGAAGGAAGGGAACUUUCCCAGGAUCAUCACAUGUCCCAAUGAGAUGGUUGCACUAUCCAUGGCCGACGGAAUGGCCCGCUUGACGAACAAACCUCAAUGUGUGAUUGUCCAUGUCGAUGUAGGAACACAGGGUCUCGCUGCUGCCGUCCAUAAUGCCUCCUGCGGUCGUGCACCCGUCCUCAUCUUUGCCGGCCUCUCCCCUUACACGAUAGAAGGCGAAUAUCGAGGGUCAAGAACAGAAUACAUACAUUGGAUACAAGAUGUGCCGGAUCAGAAACAGAUUGUGUCACAAUACUGCAGAUAUACUGGCGAGAUCAAAGCUGGACGCAACGUGAAGCAGAUCGUCAACCGUGCUUUGCAGUUCGCGACGAGCGACCCGCAGGGGCCGGUCUAUCUUUGCGGUGCUCGUGAGCCAAUGGAAGAGGACAUUGAGCCUUAUCAUCUCGACCAAGGUGUCUGGCACGCCGUUGGGGCUACUGCUCUGCCACAAGAUGCCGUCGAGAUGAUUGCGAAGGAGUUGGUCAAGGCCAAAGAACCCCUCAUGAUUGUGGGCUUCACCGGUCGAAAUCCAGCAUCCGUCGAGGCAAAUGUGGCCCUCGCCGAUAAGAUACCUGGAUUGAGGGUGCUCGAUACUGGCGGAAGUGACAUGUGCUUCCCAACAAAUCACCCGGCAGCUUUGGGCCUGAGAUAUGGUUCGGAGCCAUCCAUCACAACGGCAGACUUCAUCCUGGUGGUCGAUUGUGAUGUGCCCUGGAUCCCUACCCAGUGCAAGCCUCGAGCGGACGCCAGAAUUGUCCACGUCGACGUCGAUCCCUUGAAGCAGCAAAUGCCAGUGUUCUAUAUUCCGGCCAUGGCUCGCUUCAAAGCUGAUUCCGCAACGGCCUUCUCCCAGAUCAACGACUACCUCUCCUCGAGCUCCGAACUCACCGCCGCGCUCUCCGAUAAGUCGCACGCCGCGGCAGCCAAGAAGAGGCAAGCGGCGUAUGAUGCGCGAUGGGGCCAUUUCAAAGAGCUCGCGAAGCUACCCUCAGACCCGGCGAAUGCCUCGAUCGACCCCCAUAUUCUCGGUGGACAAAUUCGCGCCACCGUGCCCGAGGACACGAUCUUCGCAGUGGAAGCCGUCACCCUCACGGGCUUCAUUGCCGAUCAGAUUGCGCCCGUGCUACCCAAGUCGUGGAUCAACUGCGGCGGCGGCGGUCUCGGCUGGUCUGGUGGGGGUGCCCUCGGCGUCAAGCUCGCGAGUGACUUCCAGCACCGUGACCUCGCCUCCGGCGACCGCACCGGUGCCACGAAGGGCAAGUUUGUGUGCCAGAUCGUCGGGGACGGCACCUUCAUGUUCAGCGUGCCGAGCUCGGUUUAUUGGAUCGCACAGCGGUACGACAUCCCGAUCCUGACGGUCGUGCUCAACAACAAGGGGUGGAACGCCCCGCGACGUUCCAUGUUGCUCGUCCACCCGGACGGCGAAGGAAGCAAGGUCGACAACAAGGCGUUGAACAUCAGCUUCGAACCGACACCAGACUACGCCGGGAUUGCCAAGGCUGCGAGCGGCGGAAAGGCCUGGGCCGGCACGGUGGAGACUGUGCAGGAGCUGCUUGACCUGUUACCUCAGGCUGUAAAGGCCGUGAGAGACGAAGGGAGAGCGGCAAUCCUGGAGGUCAAGCUGGGUUCCGACCUCGGCACGAAGAGAGGCGUGGUGAAUGGUUCCCAAGUCGGGGCGACCAGUGGAUGAUGAUCAUCCUUGUUGCGGAGAGUGAAUCGAAAUCGAAUCGAGUCAUGUACAGUGCAAUUUAGUUCUGUUGUGAAAUAAGCAGAAAAUGGACGAGAAGGAUACAGACAAACGUCCACCGCUGGCAGUUCGUGACAAUAGGUUUCAUCGAUGAACAAGAGUAGGCAGGUUUGUAGUCAGUUUCAUGAGGGCUUGGGUAUUGUCCCUUGAGUGAAGGAUUGACAUGCCCGAC